Molecule: messenger RNA, 2489 nt
Organism: Zea mays
Lineage: Eukaryota; Viridiplantae; Streptophyta; Magnoliopsida; Poales; Poaceae
Product: putative ENTH/ANTH/VHS superfamily protein
Exons: 2
Coding region: 419-2323 (634 amino acids)
Biological process (GO): vesicle budding from membrane; clathrin coat assembly; clathrin-dependent endocytosis
Cellular component (GO): clathrin-coated pit; clathrin-coated vesicle
Molecular function (GO): 1-phosphatidylinositol binding; clathrin heavy chain binding; SNARE binding
Source: RefSeq, marked provisional
ACAAACCCCCGAGUGGAACACACAAAAGCGCCCCACCACCGCGGACCAUUCCUUUCCUUUGUAUCUCUAUCUAUCCCUCCUCGGCUCCUCGCCCUUUCCCCUCUUGCCCGAGUCGCUAGCCUCCCUGCCCCUGCCCCUGCCCCGCCUCCUCCCGUGGACCACUUCCUCCACCUUCGCUUCCAUAGCAGGCUAGCAGCUGAGCGAGGUCAACUCUUCCGCCGGCGGAGAGAGAGGGAGGGAGCGGGGAAGAGACGGGAGGGUCUCCGCGCACCUGCCAUCAGCCACCACCCGAUACCCAGGUCUUGUCCCGCGCAGAUCUGCUGCUGCCCUUGAGAUCUAAAUCAAAGCUUCCGCUCCGGUUGUUGUCGGUUGGUCGGUACCUGGGCGGCGGCGGCGGCGGCACGGGAGGACAGCGAACAUGUCGUCGAGCACGAUCCGGAAGGCCCUGGGCGCGGUGAAGGACCAGACCAGCAUCAGCCUCGCCAAGGUCACUAGCAACAUCGCGCCCGAUCUGGACGUGCUCAUCGUCAAGGCCACCAGCCACGACGACGAGCCGGCCGAGGAGCGCCACAUCCGCGAGAUCCUCCACCUUACGUCCGGAUCCCGCGCCCACGUUGCUGCUGCCGUGGCAGGGUGCUCCCGCAGGCUCUCCCGCACCCGCGACUAUGUGGUCGCGCUCAAGUCGCUCAUGCUCGUGCACCGCCUCCUUGUCGAUGGCGACCCGUCCUUCCACCGCGAGCUCCUACAUGGCACACGGCGGGGCACCCGCCUGCUGAACCUCUCUGAUUUUCGGGACGAGGCGCACUCUGGAUCGUGGGAUCACUCUGCCUUUGUGCGCACCUAUGCGCUCUACCUUGACCAGCGCCUCGAGUUCUUCCUCCAUGAGCGCAAGCAGGGGUUAAAUGCUGGCAGCAGCAGCAGUGCUAAUGGCCCAUCACCACGGGACCGUGAUCGCUGGGGUUCGCCUGAUCCCUAUGGCCGCCGCUCUCCCUCCUACUCGUCACCCCCUGGGUAUGGAGGAUAUGAUGAUUACCGCGAGAGGAAUGGUGGGAACAAUGAUGACAAGAGGCCACCGACCCCGGUGAGGGAUAUGAAGCCUGAGCGUGUCCUUGCUCGUAUGCACCACCUACAGCAGCUGCUUGACAGGUUCCUUGCUUGCCGCCCCACUGGUGGUGCAAAGCAAAGCAGGAUGGUGCUGGUUGCGCUGUAUCAGAUUGUGAGAGAGAGCUUCCAGCUCUACUCUGAUAUCUGCGAGGUGCUGGCGGUGCUGCUGGACAGGUUCUUUGACAUGGAGUAUGCGGAAUGCGUGAAGGCUUUUGAGGCAUAUGCUAGUGCUGCAAAGCAGAUUGAUGAGCUCUCUGCAUUCUAUUCAUGGUGUAAAGAUACUGGAGUUGCAAGGUCAUCUGAGUACCCAGAGGUGCAGCGUGUCACUGAUAAGUUGCUGGAGACGCUAGAAGAGUUCAUGAGGGACCGGGCAAAGAGGCCUAAGAGCCCACCACGGGAGCCUGAACCUGAGCCUGUUAAGGAAGAACCUGAGCCGGAUAUGAACAGCAUCAAAGCGCUUCCAGCACCAGAAGAUUAUAAGGAGCCUGAACCUGUGAAGGUGGAGGAAGAGGUGAAGCCGGAGCCACCCCCACAGCCACAGGGUGACUUGGUGGAUCUCAGAGAAGAUACUGUUAGUGCAGAUGAGCAAGGUAAUAGGCUUGCUCUAGCACUCUUCCAGGGACCGCCCGCUGCUGGUGGAAACAAUGGUUCAUGGGAGGCUUUCCCUUCAAAUGGUGGCAACGAGGUGACUUCGGCAUGGCAGAAUCCUGCAGCUGAACCUGGGAAGGCUGAUUGGGAGCUUGCCCUCGUAGAGACAGCAAGCAACUUGUCCAUGCAGAAGCCAGCAAUGUCAGGUGGUAUGGACCCGCUGCUGCUGAAUGGUAUGUAUGACCAGGGUGUUGUGCGUCAGCACGUUAGUGCACAGGUGACCACCGGGAGUGCCAGCAGCGUCGCCCUGCCUGCUCCUGGACAGAAGACUCAGAUGCUUGCUCUGCCCGCACCGGAUGGUUCAAUGCAGACUGUUGGUGGUGACCCCUUUGCAGCGUCCCUUGCCGUCCCACCACCAUCCUAUGUGCAGAUGGCAGAUUUGGAGAAGAAGCAACAGCUCUUGUCGCAGGAGCAGAUUAUGUGGCAACAGUACCAGAGGGACGGCAUGCAAGGGCAAUCGAGCCUGAACAAGCUCGACCAGGCUUACCACAAUGGUUUCGCGCCCAACCCGGGCAUGCCCUAUGGGAUGCCCGCGGCGUACAACACUGGGUAUUACUACCCUACUUACUGAGGAAGCCUAUUCUUUAUUCAUCCUUACAGUUGCUGUGAAUUUUUGUUCUGUGUUGUGAUCUUACUCCCAGCCCUGGGGUUGUGUCCAGCAUCAGCUGUUGUUCCCCUGUCUCUGGAUCAAACCUUUUGGUCUGAUAUAUGUAAUGUAAUUUUAUUUGUUUGGAACC